Prorocentrum cordatum is the source of this 2312-nucleotide messenger RNA. The record is from the annotation of a GenBank genome assembly. Lineage: Eukaryota; Dinophyceae; Prorocentrales; Prorocentraceae.
AGCCGUUUCAGCUCAAGUCGCUUUCGUUCAACCCGCACCUUGCAUUGCAAAUCGUAUUGUACAUACGCCCACAUCGGGCGAGGCUCGCGUACGACAAAAUGUGCGGUGGUGGCGUGAUGACGAUGCUUGCCGCCGGGGCGCUCGUACUGGCGCUGGCGCAGACCGCCAGUGCCCUCGGCACCCACGCGGCGAAGAGGCACGGGCGCCGCGCGGUGUCCUACGGCCAGAUGUACCGCCACGACGGCUGCGCGCCGCUUGACAACAGGGGCACCCACUUCACGGUCGACGUGGAGGUCGGCACUCCGGGCCAGCGGUUCUCCGUGGUGGCGGACACGGGCAGCAACACGCUCAUCGUCCCGUCGUGCGUGUGCCGGGAGAGGGGGCAGUGCCCACGGGACGGCUCCGAGCACUGCUUCACCGGCACCGGCCGGUCUUCCUCCUUCCAGCUGGAGAGGGACGCGUCGGGGCCGAGCAGCCUCGUGCUGACCUUCGGCAGCGGCCAGAUCAAGGGCAUCGUCGCCAAGGAGCGCGUGAAGGUCGGCCAGGUGGAGGCCUUCCUAGACGACGGGCUGCUCCUGAUGACCGACCGGGCCCUCAACAUCCAGGGCGCCUUCGAGGGCAUCCUCGGGCUGGGCGUGCCGCAGACCCCGGAGGGCGAGCAGCAGCAGCAGGAGGCAGGGCCCGCGGGCUACGCCGACCGCAUGGCCGAGGCCGCGGCCAGGGCCGGCGGCGAGCAGCCGCCCGGCGACCACCAGCGGAUGCCGGCGAACCUGCAGGACAUCAUCCAGAAGAUCAUGGGGCAGGCGGCCGGGCGGCUGCCGGCGGGGGAGGCGCAGCCCGCUCUCCAGCCGCGCGCCGUGGAGAUCAUCCCGCUGCCGCGCGGCGUGUCGCCGGAGGACUACAUGCGGCAGGUCGUCGGCGCGAUGAACAUCAGCGGCGGCGGCAUGGUGAGCGCCAGCAUCGGCAGCGCGCUGGUGGCGUCGGCAGACUCGCUGGCGUCGGCCGCGGCGCGGGGCGCACUCGCGGGGCAGAACCCGCUCGAGGACCUGCUGAAGAAGAUCAUCGCGAGCCAGGGAGGCGCGGUCCCGCUGGGCGCCGGGCCGCCGCAGAGGUCCUCCCCGAAGGGCUUCCUCGAGCAGGCCAAGGUCGAUCGCUUCUCGGUCUGCUUCAACGACGGCUCCGGCGGCGUCCUGAGCCUCGGCGGAGAGAUGCCCAAGGCCUCACACGGCGGUAUCGGCAAGCAGCACUGGGGCGUGGACUUCCGCGGGAUCUCGGUGGGCAACGAGACCCUGCCGUCCCAGGCGCUCUUCUGCACGCCCGAGACGACGAACAUGACCGAGGAGCAGAGGACCCCAUGCGGCGCCAUCCCCGAUUCUGGCACCACUGCGAUCAUGGGCCCUGCGGACCAGGUGCUGAAGCUCAUGGAGGGUAUCUGCGACGGCUGGGACCGGUGCAGGAAGAACUACACCGCCAUGGUGGACGCGAUCACGGCAGCGGAGAACGACAUGAAGCAAAUCUACGGCUUCAACCCGUUCAGCCUCAGGAGCACGGUCAAAAAGACUGACAUCCUUCAGGCCGUGCUGGCGGACUGCGAGUUGUGGAUGGACGAGAAGGCCGGGCUCAGCGAGCUCCCGCCCCUUCACUUCCACGUGCAGGGCAGCAACGGCACGAAGCAGACGCUGACCAUUCCCGGCCACUUGUACAUCAUGGAGACGCCCAGGGAGCUUCUGCAGCAGCGGGCUGGCAGCGCGCAGCAGCAGCCCACGUACGUGCAGCUCGGCGAGGCGGGGAUCAGCGCCCUGGCCCUCGACGGCAUCCCAGCCACGGAGAUGGUCCCCGAGAUCAACAGUCGGGGCAACAUCUCGGGCAAGGUGUGCACUCCCGCCUUCGGGGCGAUGGAGUACCAGACGCGGACCAACGGCCCCGUCUGGAUCUUCGGCACGCCCCUGUUCUACCAGUACGUCGUGGGCUACGACGUCAGCACGGACCCGCCGUCCAUCGCCUUCUCCGACCAGGGCGAGACCCCCUGCGGCGCCUGCGACCCCGCCGUGCGGCUCUGGGCUCGUCCCGCCGAGCAGGACCUCGAGGACGAAGGCGCCUGGGAGCAGGCGCUGCCCGAGCAGCGCGAGCUGCACAGGCCCCUCCGCGUCGACGCCCCGCCGCGGCUGCCGCGCCUCGACACCUCGCAGCCGCUCUGAGGGGCGCCGCGGCCGGCCGCGACGCGGCGCCGCCUCUGGCCGGCGGUCCGCAGGGCCAACCCCCUCCUCCUGCUCCUCCAUCCUCCUCCCCCUCCUCCCUCCUCCUCCGCCUCC